This is a messenger RNA of Sphenostylis stenocarpa, 1155 nucleotides long. Lineage: Eukaryota; Viridiplantae; Streptophyta; Magnoliopsida; Fabales; Fabaceae. The record is from the annotation of a GenBank genome assembly.
AUGGCUUCAAACUUCAAAGUAACUAGUGAUAACAAUUUGAAAGAAGCUGCACCAGAUGGAGAUUUAAACCUUCUGUACACAUUAAUUGAGGAGGAUCCACAAGUUUUGGAACACGAAGAUUCAAUACCAUUUGUUGAGACACCUUUGCAUACUGCUGCAUUAUUUGGUAAUGUAGGGUUCGCCACUGAGAUAAUGAGGCUGAAACCUUCAUUUGCUUGGAAGCUAAAUCAACAAGGAUUCACACCUAUCCACCUUGCUAUGCAACACAACCAUAAGAAAAUGGUGCUUCGCUUUGUGAACGUUAACAAAGAAUUGGUUCGAGCGAAAGGGAGGGAAGGUUUCACCCCGUUGCAUUUUGCUAGUCAGAUUGGAGAAAUUGAUCUUCUGGCUAACUUCCUCAUGGCUUGUCCUGAUUCCAUUGAAGAUGUGAGCGUUAGAUGUGAAACUGCACUUCAUGUUGCAGUAAAAUAUCAACAGUAUGAGGCUCUUCUAGUCUUGGUUGGAUGGCUGAAGAGAACAUGUCAUACGAGCGCCAUGGAGAUAGAAGAAACAAUAUUGAACUGGAAGGAUGAAUCAGGAAACACCAUUCUGCAUGUUUCAGCCCUCAACAAUGACUCAAAGGCACUGCGAUUGUUGGUGAAGACUAAGAUUGAUUUGAAGGCCAAGAAUUUGGAAAACUCAACAGCACUAGACAUGGUCCAGAGACAAAGCAAGUUUGCUGCUCUCAUUGCAACUGCUACCUAUCAAUCGGCACUAAGUCCCCCUGGUGGAGUUUAUCAGGCUAAUGCAGAAAAGAAUGUCAAUACAGCUGGGAGUUCUGUCAUGACUGAAUGUGAUUUCUUGACCUUAUCGAUUUCCAAUUCACUAUCUCUUAUGCUUUCAACAGCCACAAUCUAUAUUUUGACGCCAAGUGGGAUAGUGGGUAAUGUUUUGUUCAUACCAAUGUUUUGGUUUGCCUACUGUUAUCUCUAUUCUAUGAAGGUGAUAUCCCCCACUGGUGCUAGCUCAAUUGUGAAUUUGUUUAUGCUGUGUUUAUUCGUCUUCUUGCCCUCCGGAGUAAGGUGGGCAUUUUCCAAAGCUUACAAGAGACUUAAGCGUCGGGAGAACAGGGAAAUCGAAACAAGGGAUGGUACUUCAGGAAGAAACCUAUGUUAG